UGGAGUUAAUGAUUGAGGAGCUGCUCCUAUAAAAGCAGAACACACACUCUGCUCCUGUCCACCUUCACUCCACUGCUACUGCCACUGCAAACAUGUCUUUCUCUGGAAAAUACCAACUUGAGUCUCAGGAGAACUUUGAGCCUUUCAUGAAGGCAAUUGGUCUCCCUGAUGAACUCAUCCAGAAAGGCAAAGACAUCAAAAGCGUUUCUGAAAUUGAGGAGAAUGGAGAUCACUUUAAAGUAACAGUCACUACGGGAAGCAAAGUCCUGGCCAAUUCAUUCACACUCGGUCAGGAGGCUGAGAUCGAAUCAAUCACCGGAGAAAAAGUCAAAGCAGUGGUGAAGCGUGAUGGCAACAAACUUAUUACAUCUUUGAAGGGAAUUGAAUCUGUCACAGAACUGGUGGACGCCAACACUAUUGUCAAUGUUCUGACAGUUGGUGGGAUCCAGUACAAGAGGAUAAGCAAACGUAUUUAAACACUUGAAAGCAUAAUAAAAAAAAAAAGUUUAAAAACUGGAA
Molecule: messenger RNA, 519 nt
Organism: Boleophthalmus pectinirostris (great blue-spotted mudskipper)
Lineage: Eukaryota; Metazoa; Chordata; Actinopteri; Gobiiformes; Gobiidae
Product: fatty acid-binding protein, liver-type-like
Exons: 4
Coding region: 93-476 (127 amino acids)
Biological process (GO): fatty acid transport
Cellular component (GO): cytosol; nucleus
Molecular function (GO): fatty acid binding
Source: RefSeq, a predicted model, not a curated record